Mustela lutreola (European mink) is the source of this 997-nucleotide messenger RNA. It is a transcript of the gene ARL16, whose product is annotated as ADP ribosylation factor like GTPase 16. NCBI's taxonomy places the organism in Eukaryota, Metazoa, Chordata, Mammalia, Carnivora, Mustelidae. The coding region runs from base 44 to 571 and encodes 175 amino acids. The record is from RefSeq and is a predicted model, not a curated record. The transcript is spliced from 5 exons. Gene Ontology annotation, molecular function: GTP binding; GTPase activity.
ACUUGCGCCGAGCUACGGGGGCCGGCUGGGGUCGGCGGCCGUGAUGUGUCUGCUGCUGGGGCCGUCGGGCGUCGGGAAGACGCUGUUGGUGAAGAGGCUGCUGAAGCUGAGCUCCGGGGAUGGGAAGGGCGAGCUGGGCGACCCGCCGCCGACGCGGCCCACGGUGGGCACCGACCUGACGGACAUCGUGGUGCCGAGGAGGGUCACCGUUCGGGAGCUGGGGGGCUGCAUGGGACCCAUCUGGCCCAGCUACUACGGAAGUUGCCGCUGUCUCCUGUUCAUGAUGGACGCCGCUAACCCCACUCAGCUGUCUGCGUCCUGCGUGCAGCUCCUGGGUCUCCUUUCUGCAGAAGAACUCGCAGGAGCGUCGGUCUUGAUACUCUUCAAUAAGAUGUACGGUGAUCUGCCCUGUUACAUGACUGUGGAGGAGAUGAAGUCCUUGAUGAGGCUCCCAGACAUCAUUGCUUCUGCCAGGCAGAACGUCAGCACGGUGGAGAUCAGCGCCCGCAGGGGCACUGGCUUGGCGGCAGUGCUGCGCUGGCUCCAGGACACCCACAGAGCCGACGGCUGACCCACUGCCAGGAGUAGCACCACUGGCCGGCCCUGGGGAGGAGGCGGAGAACAGCUCUGCUUGGUCUCCGUCAAUCUGUUCUUACAGGGGCCGGAUGGCUCCACAGAAGUCUAGGGGAUGGGCUUCUGGCCCAAGUUGCAGUGCUGUGUAAACAGGAACCCCGGUUCCAGAAACUCUAGACAGCUGGCCUCUGAAAGAGAUCGUCCCCAGGGCUGGAAGGUGGACAGGGUGUCCUAUGCCCAUGCUGGGCUGACGCUCCCGGGGUGUAUUCCCUUUCCCAGAGCUGUUUGGACUGCACAGCCCCACAGACACGGUCUCUUAAUGUGGUACAGGCUGUACCUGUUGAGUCUGUGACAGGCUGCCAACACGACCCCCGCUGUAUGAGGCUGUUGUCAGAAAGAUCUGAGCGUGCAGUCGGAACGAGAA